AUGACCUUACGUCAAAAGCCGUUACAUAAACGUACACCAAGUCAGACAGAUCUUGCAGCAUUUAAAGAUUUAACAAAAAAAGAUGCAUUAAAUACACUACAGAAAGAAUUGAAUAAAUUAGUAUUAACAGCUCCACCGCAAACACAAAAAACCGUUCGAACAGAAUUAGAUGGUUUUGAAAAAUUAUUUAGUCAAUAUUUACUUGAUAAUGUUGAUUCGGGUAUCGACUGGCAAGAAAUUGAACCACCUCCAGAAGGAACAGUUAUUCCAUACAAAAAACUAUUAGAAUUACCAACAGACGAUGUUAAAGAUAUUCUAAAUCGAUUGAUUGUUGUUAAAUUAAAUGGUGGUUUAGGUACAACAAUGGGUUGUCAAGGACCAAAAAGUGUGAUAUCAGUUAGAAGUGGAUUAACAUUUUUAGAUUUAACAAUUCAACAGUUAGAACAACUAAAUCGUACCUAUGGCUGUGAUGUACCGCUGAUAUUAAUGAAUUCGUUUAAUACACACGAAGAAACAGAAAAAGUAUUACAAAAAUAUUUUCAUGUCAGUGUUAAAAUAUACAAUUUUAAUCAAUCCAAACAUCCACGUAUUGAUCGUGAAACAAUGUUACCAAUAGCAAAAAGUAUUACAAAUUCUGAAAAUGAAUGUUGGUAUCCACCAGGUCACGGUGAUGUGUAUCUGUCAUUUUAUCAAUCGGGUCUAUUAGAUCAGUUUAUUCAACAAGGAAAAGAGUAUAUGUUCUUGUCAAAUAUUGAUAAUUUGGGUGCAACAAUUGAUUUAUAUAUAUUGAAAUAUUUAUUAUCAAGUGAAAUAAAACACGAAUUUGUCAUGGAAGUUACAGAUAAAACACGUGCUGAUGUCAAAGGUGGUACACUCAUUCAAUAUCAGGACAAAUUACGACUUCUUGAAAUAGCUCAAGUUCCAAAAGAGCAUGUUGAUGAAUUCAAAAGUGUAAGCAAAUUUAGAAUAUUCAAUACGAAUAAUCUUUGGAUCAAUUUACCGGCUAUUAAACGUGUUAUUGAAGAACAAGCGUUACAUAUGGAAAUUAUUGUCAAUAAUAAAACAACAGAUAAAGGUGUUAAUGUAAUACAAUUAGAAACGGCAAGUGGUGCAGCAAUAAAAAAUUUUGAAGGAGCAAUUGGCAUUAAUGUGCCAAGACGACGAUUUUUACCGGUUAAAACAACAUCUGAUUUACUAUUAGUGAUGAGCGAUUUGUUUACAUUAAAUCGUGGUAAUUUGGUAAUGAAUCCACAACGUUCAUUUCCUUCCGUGCCAUUAGUUAAAUUAGGCAGUAGUUUUACAAAAGGUACGGUUAUUAUUAUUGCGAAUCAUGGUGAACGUAUUGACAUACCUCAAGGUGCCAUACUUGAAAAUAAAAUUGUAUCUGGAAAUUUACGUAUAUUAGACCAUUAA
Messenger RNA from Didymodactylos carnosus, 1413 nucleotides. NCBI's taxonomy places the organism in Eukaryota, Metazoa, Rotifera, Eurotatoria, Philodinida, Philodinidae. The record is from the annotation of a GenBank genome assembly.